UGCAUCUCUGUAUAAGUAAAGACGCCCGAUGAUGCAGAAAACUCCAUCCAGCCCUAGCUUCGUCUGCUUCGUCUUCCUCCUCCUUCGCUAGCAUCAGUUGCGUCAGAACUGCCAAGAACAGAGCACGUUACUCCGCAGAGUUUUCGCUAGCUCUUCCUGCAAUUCGAUCAUGAGCUACCAGCAGGGCUACCCACCUCCGGGCACCGCAGCGUACCCUCCGCCGGGCCAGCAGCAGGCCUACGUCGCCCCGCCGCCGGUCGCCUACCAGCAGGACCAGCAGUACCCUCCUCCUGCCGGCGGCGACACCACGAGCCGCGGCGGCCACGGCAACGGCGGCGGCGAUGGCUUCUUGAAAGGAUGUUGCGCGGCGCUCUGCUGCUGCUGCCUCCUCGACGCCUGCUUCUGAUCAUCGAGUCUGUCCCAUGCUGCUCCUCCGUCACGAUCGAGCCAUAGGAUCGUCAUGGUCAUGGUCAUCGGAUGAUGAUUUGGUGCCAUGUAUAGCUGAUCAUACUAUUUUUCUUUUAUUUUUGGGAUGUGUUUGUUACUUUGUUCACCUGAUGAGAACUAGGCCAUGUAGAGUGCACGCGUUAUUAUUGGUUUUCCAUACGUAUGAUUUCAAAUAAACAUGUGAGGCUGAUCUAGUUACCUUCUCUUGGUGUUAUUAUUUUGUCGCGUAUCUUACUGAAAUUUCACAAUAAUUCUAGUGAGUUUGGUACUCUUAA
Messenger RNA from Lolium rigidum, 722 nucleotides. Its product is annotated as protein CYSTEINE-RICH TRANSMEMBRANE MODULE 13-like. Gene Ontology annotation, cellular component: plasma membrane. The transcript has 3 exons. The coding region runs from base 170 to 406 and encodes 78 amino acids. Lineage: Eukaryota; Viridiplantae; Streptophyta; Magnoliopsida; Poales; Poaceae. The record is from RefSeq and is a predicted model, not a curated record.